AUUAAAUUCACUGUGAAGUUUAGUACUUUCAAAUUUUUUGUAAUUAAAUGUUAAUCCCGCCGUACAUGGCUAUUAAAAUUUAAUUUGCAUAUCUAAAUCAAACAUUUUCAAAAAAAAAAAAAUGUUUACGAUAGAUAAAAGCGGUGAAAUGUCUAGCGUGUUACACGUGGAUAUUCCACGUUUAAAAGGGAAGUCUGUGGAUUCUUUAAUUCGAGAACAUGGCGAAAAGAAAAAUCUUAUGGAAUUGCACACCUUAUUAGAAAAUACUGAUACAAGGACGCUUCUGGCAAUUUUGAAAUCGAAGUUGGGACGGAAUGAUAGUGUUUCGUUUUGGAGUUAUUUGCUUGAAGGUCUCAGCUUUGGAUAUAGCAGUCGUGAUAUUCUUAAUAAGCGGUUUUCUUGCGUACAAUGUAUGCUCGAAGGCUUACAAAAAGUUGAACUAAGAUACAAGCUUAGCUACGAUAUCAUAAUUCGUUUAUGUCAGUAUAUACCUACUUUUCCUUCGGAUCAACUAAUUACUAUAUUGGAAUUAUGUAUCGAUGGUAUACGUAUGGGCGAUCGUAAAUUUGUUUGCUGGAAAGAUUUGUUACCAGAUGUGUUGAAUGUAUUAUCGGAGCGGGAACAGGUAAUAAAGGAUGGGAUACAGAUGGAUGGAUACGAGUUGCGUGAGAACAUAAUUCGUUCCUUGAUGACUAUGCCAUGGCCUAAAGAAAUUGCAACGCCAAUUGCAGACAUGCUUAAGGAAUUGAAAUUGACUAAUUCCGAAGUGACAGUUGUGCUCAGCAAAUUUGGGGGAAUGAUCCAAUCGUUGAAUCCAACUGAACUUCCAGCUUUGUCUUUUCAGUUAUUUUCUUUAUGCACGACUAGCACAGAAGUUAUAACAUUACUACUAGCUUUCGAAAAAUAUUUUCAUCGUUUCUAUUAUAAAAAACUGUUCGCUGAUAUGCAAAGUAAUUCAACGGACUAUGAUAGCAUUGAUACGUAUUCGGAUAACGAGCUCCGUGAGGCUGAGGAGACAAUUUUACAUCAUUUGAAUUACUGCACACAGUUUAAAUUUGGGGAAACGCAAAUGUAUUCGGUCCUGAAAAAUUUUAGUUCUGUUCCUGAUUUAAUACUGACUCCAUUUAUGUUAAGCUCCAUAAUUUCUUUGAGCUCAACAAAUCGAGAACCAGAAUCUCAAUGUUCAAACACAUCGGUUCUACUUAACUUUCUCCGAAAUGUUAUAAAUAAUAAUCAGCACGAAGAAGAAAUGGCAAAAUAUUCGGUUUGGUGCCGUGAUACAUUGCAACGCAAGCAAGUUAAUUUAGAUUACAUCCUUACUGUGCUUAUAGAUCAAAAUAAACAAGGACAGGAUGUUAUAACUCCUGGUUUGGUUAGUAUGGCUUUUACUUUGCUCAAGACAAAGAACAACGGCCCAUUAAACUCGCUGGCUAUGCAUUUUUUCACAAAAUUUAUACGCAAGCGAUUCAUUUUCGGAAAGGGUGUAGUAAAGAAGUUAGCAGAAUGGAUGAUACUCGAACAGGAUCAGUAUCAAUUCGGAGAGUGUUUAUUGAUGCUAAGUGUAGCAGAUUCGUUUACACUUUCGGAGUGCGAUAAAACUAUAAAAUAUAUAAUGGAAUCUUUCUUGUGGUUGCCAGGAGAUCAGUCAAUGAGAAUGAUGUCAUUUAUAUUACCCCUGCUAAAACUUUCUGCAGUUGUGCGAGAUGCAUUCAUUGAAGUUUUACGUAAAGCGAUAAUUUCAUGUUCACAAGAUAUUCGCACAAUGGCUAUUUAUGGUUUCUGUAUGAUUCUUAAGCAGUUGAACAGCAGCAAUUCUGUGCGAACUCAACUAAGUGCUUCCAGUUUCUGUACACAACACAGUAUUUCUACGUUUUCAUUGAUGUCUCAGGCUAUGGUUAAUCGUCCGAACUGUUCUCGUAAUUUUGAUAUGCUAACUUUGGAAAUAGUAGGACAGCUUAGGAACUGUCUGUCAAGUAAUAUUACCAUGAAACGCGUUUUAUAUGAAAACUUGCAGCGUGGAGUAGAGCUUAAUCCUAAGCUGGUCCCGCAUGUGUUACAAUUUAUUGAUUGCCAUUUUCGAUCAUUCUUUCGAGUAUCUCAUGAUAAAAAGGACAUUGAAGACUACUGCAUUUUAUUUGAAAGAUCAGUUCGCUCAACUACAGCGAAGGCCGAUGAAUUAGAGGUCCAAGACAAUAUUGGUCUCUUAAUACAGCUUGUUAGCCAUUGUUUAGCAAAUUUUCAACAAUUCGAAAGUGAAUAUAAUGUAAGUGAAAUAGUGCGAUUGCUCCGCUUGGCUGUGACCAAGGUAAUAAACAAGGAUACGUAUUUCGAGGAAGAGAGCGACAACCCGCAAUAUACAAAAACCGCGUUAGUAGAAGAACAUAUGAACUUUUUGGAGGGAUUGAUAUCAUAUUCUCUGCUCGCUUCACAACCACAUAAUUGCACUAUACAAUACAUUUUACCGUUAUUCAAAGCUCACUGCAAGGUCAGUGAGAAAUACAAGUCAUAUGCAAGUUUAUCAACGAAGCAGUCACAAAAAAAUCAUAGAACUAAUAAAGUUGAUGGGUCUACCAUUAAAAAUUUAGCCAUCAAUGGAUCGGUAGUCAAGAACUCUAAAAAUCCUAAUAUGGCAAAUAUUUGGGACUUACCCAUUAUAGAAAAACUUCUACGACUUCUCCAUGAAGAUAAUGUGCGGUUUGCUACAAGUGAUAUUACCGAACCGUUGCGAUCGAAUGUUGUGUUCGUGAAGUAUGUAUUAGAAGUAUCGGCCGAAAAAAUGGAAGCUUUGCGGAAUGAACCGGAGUACAAACAGUUAACUCAUAGUAGGCGUACUUUGAAAUACCUUACAGAUGUAACGAAAAUUCUAUAUGAACGAUGUAUUUUUCGUUUGCGUGACAUGUGGUCUAACUUUGAUAAAGAGGUGGCAGCUUUGUCUUGUGAAUGCUUCCAACAAUGCCUACAAUCUGCAAACGCAAUUUAUAAGAAAAAUUUUGUUGAAAUAUAUAUGAAAGGUUUCGAUUUUUAUGCAGUGAAUCGCAAUAAGCAAUGCCCUGAAGUUUUACACAAUAUAAUAGAUGAAUUUAUGGAAGAAGACCAGUCGUUUGACCCAUCAACUUUAAACCGAAACAGCGAUGAUAGCAAUUCAUAUCGGGAUCGCAUAUUACAUGCUUUGAUCCAGUGUCUUGAAGUACUUUAUGAUAACAUUAUGUAUGAAGAUAGACUGAGUAUUGUGUCAUAUUCGUGGUUAUUUAAGUUCUGUCAAAAUUACAAGGUAAAGUCUGAGCACAUGAGUUUAGUGCAUAAACUGUUAUUUACGCAGCGGCAGAAAACACAUUCAGGAGCGUUCUUCGACACGAUAGCUUUGCAAUUGUGCAACAUAUGGGGCGCCAUAUCGGAUGAGCUGUAUAAAACCAAGUGUCCUUUGCAUUUUACUCUGAAGUCGUUGACCGUGGAAAGUGCUGGAUCAUACUUCAACUAUUUUUGCCAGGCUAUGUUAAAACAAAUAGAUGAUGUAGAGCAUUUUAUCGUAAAAACAAACAAUAUAAAUUUUAAAUACCGCAUAAUAACUGAAGAUGAACGUGACAUGUGCCUUAGCCAGUUACGUUCGAUGGAACGAUCUAUCUGUUCGCAGCUGUUGCAUAUAUCAAAUGCGCUAAUAAAUGUAUUGAAUGCCUGUAUUCCGUUAGGCUCGUCUACGGAACAGUUGUUAAAACUCGUCAUGCAUCAUUAUGUAUGUCUAACGAAUCUUGCCAAACACUUUUUAUCCUCUGUUCAGUUAUCGCAAGUUUCCUUACGAUCAACAAAAUUCGAAGUUUUAUUGCGUGAUAUUGGUAAAUCACUUCCCAAAAAUAUUUACGGGCUCAUUACUUACAUUGAAGCAAAUGUUAUAGAUAAGGAACAGUUACACAUCAAACGGUCAAAUACAGAAAUAUAUAGGACUAAAAUAUUACGUGAAACUAAAUUACUACCAAAAAUAGUAUUACACUUGGAAACUUUCAGUCGAUUUGUGAUUGUUUUGUCAAAGAAAACUGAAAGCCGUUUAGCAGGCUUUCUUCAUCGAGGAACUGUCCAUGAUUUUCGGUUUCGCACUGAUGCUUUAAAAUCGAGUGUGGAGAGAACUUUGUCCCAUAGCAGUGAAAUAUCUGUAGAUUUAAGUCCAGAUAACAUUUCUGAAGAGCCAACUGUAUCUAUUCAAACUAAGAAAAAUAACAAGAAGCAAAUGAACCGUAAUGAUGGAGCCAAGACCGAUGAUGAAGAAAAAAAUGAAAGUAAUUGCGGUCAUUCUAAUGGCGAACAGACUACUAAUGUCAAAAAAGGUGAAAAAAGUCUUGAGGUCAAAACCAAAUUAACUAAAAAAGCAAAAUCGAAUUGUUCAAACAAAGUAGAAAAAAAGUCAAAAAGAAAGUUACGCAGCUGUGAAUCAAAUGGCGAGUUCGCUAUUGAUGAUGAUAUGAUUGGUGAACAAACAAAAUUUUCAUCGCGUCGUCGAUGUCAGGAUAAUAUGGAGCACAAUCAACUAACAGGUAAUGAAGAGGAUAGUGAGGCGCAAUCUUCCCCAACACCUGAGAAUAUUGAGGUUCUGGAGCAUGAAAGCAAUAGGGAUUCUGUUUCACAGCUGUACAAAAAUUUGACAAAAAUUAAUAAAAAGACUAAGAAGAGAACACAUAAGGAGAUUGACCAAAUUGAACCAGAGAAUAGAGCGCUUCUCAAAAAACGACGAAGGUGCCAUUCAGCUAAAAAAUAGAAUAAGCAAUUACUAUUUUUAUUUUAAUUUAAUGUAGUUUAUGAAAUGCUCACAGAAUAAAGACUAAUAUCCAAAAAAUGUUCUUCAAGUGCUAUAUA
Ceratitis capitata (Mediterranean fruit fly) is the source of this 4842-nucleotide messenger RNA. RefSeq names its product Fanconi anemia group I protein (gene FANCI). The coding region runs from base 122 to 4744 and encodes 1540 amino acids. The transcript has 16 exons. NCBI's taxonomy places the organism in Eukaryota, Metazoa, Arthropoda, Insecta, Diptera, Tephritidae. The record is from RefSeq and is a predicted model, not a curated record. Gene Ontology annotation, biological process: DNA repair. Gene Ontology annotation, molecular function: DNA polymerase binding.